AGUGACAUAACUUCCUCCUGGUAGUAAAACGAGACAAGCUAACUUGUUAGCCUCGAAAAUGAGUUUGUUUUUGCCCAAAUUAACUUGCAAAAAAGACAUAGAUGAAGUCAUCAAAGCGGUAGCAGAAAAAGUGGUCGUUCUUAGGUUUGGAAGAGACGAAGACUCAGUUUGUCUGCAGCUUGAUGAGAUUCUGUCAAAAACUUCUCACGACUUAAGUAACAUGGCGUCCAUCUACAUCGUCGAUGUGGAUAAAGCUCCCAUCUACACGAGGUACUUUGACAUCAGUUACAUCCCCUCCACGGUUUUCUUUUUCAACGGCCAGCACAUGAAAGUGGAUUAUGGCUCCCCGGAUCACACUAAGUUUGUUGGCAGCUUCAAGACCAAGCAAGAUUUCAUAGAUUUGAUUGAGGUGAUAUACAGAGGAGCCAUGCGGGGGAAAAUGAUUGUCCAGAGUCCCAUAGAUCCUCAAAAUAUUCCCAAAUACGACCUCCUUUACCAUGGGAUUUAGAAUCAACACCUUCACUAUGUGGCCUUAUAACCAAAAUGAUUUGCAUGGACCACCACUGGUUGAUUAACAAUUAGAAGUAGCUCAGCCACGAAGCGACUGUUUAAAGACAGUUCGAUAUGAAGUUUAAGUUCCUCAGAUUUAGAGGCUUUAGUAAAAAUGCUCAUCUUCAUAUACAGAGAAAAUUACUAGCAGUGCUUUGCAUUUUACUUCUUGUCCUGCUGAUAAACGUCCCUUGUUGUGUUUUUGAGCACUAGUGCUUAUACUAUGGAGCAGUAUAUUCAUGUGUGGGCCCUCAUUUUGUAUGUAGGUGACAUUCAAGCCAGUGGUUUUCUACGAGUCCACUAAUCGACAGAUAGCAUGUCAAAAUCACAAAUGUGAAGGCACAAUGCGAGCAAGCUAGUAAACAUAGAAGUUACCAAACAAGUUGCAAACUUUGAACAAAAAGGAGUUUUACAAAUGUUUUAUGAAGUAUAUGCAUUCAGUUAGACCUCAGGCAUGUGCACAAUUUAUCCUGUCUGUUUACACAGACUAUAAACAACCAAAUGACUGUAAAUCUAGUUUGUUUACAAGAAGAUGCUACAGGGAAGUUUAGCAUUGUUUUAACAGCAUGCAGGAGUUUGGCAGGUUGGAAAAUUUGAAAUGUUUUCAAAUUUAAGCUGUGUUGACUUGUGAUGAAUACACACCAUAUAAUUGACUUUGUCAUAUAUUCCAUGCUAAAAUUUAUUCACAGCAAGACAUUUUUAUGAAUGAAAAAUAUUCUGAUUUUUCCACAACUCUACUGUUUUCUCAGCCCUUCUCCCCUUCUCUGUCAUAGGUUUGAUAAACGUGGCAUUCUGAUAAACAAGGUCCUGCAAAUUCAUUAAAAUAUCUUUUUCUUGUGAAAAUGUCUAGUGCCAAUUUAAUGUUUCCCAUGGAAAACAACUGUAGUUCUGCAGAGAGAUGUAACUUAUUUAUCCAAUGUACAUGCCCUGCUGUUAUAAUAAACUUUGAACCAUGA
This is a messenger RNA of Stegastes partitus (bicolor damselfish), 1505 nucleotides long. RefSeq names its product thioredoxin-like 4B (gene txnl4b). Gene Ontology annotation, cellular component: spliceosomal complex; U4/U6 x U5 tri-snRNP complex; U5 snRNP. NCBI's taxonomy places the organism in Eukaryota, Metazoa, Chordata, Actinopteri, Pomacentridae. The transcript is spliced from 3 exons. The record is from RefSeq and is a predicted model, not a curated record. Gene Ontology annotation, biological process: mRNA splicing, via spliceosome. Bases 59 to 508 code for a protein of 149 amino acids.